GCUGGAUUAAAAACCAUGGCGUGGAUACCAGUGGAGUCUGCAGUAGAAGAGUUGAUGCCCAGGCUGUUGCCAGUGGAGCCCUGCGACUUGACAGAAAGUUUUGAUCCCUCCCUACCCCCGAGGAUGCCUCAGGAAUACCUGAGGUGGGUCCAGAUCGAAGCAGCUCAAUGUCCAGAUGUUGUGGUAGCUCAGAGUGACCCAAAGAAGUUGAAAAGGAAGCAAAGUGUGAAUGUUUCUCUUUCAGGAUGCCAACCUGCUCCUGAAGGAUAUUCUCCCACACUUCAGUGGCAACAACAAGUGGCACAGUUUUCAUCUGUUCGACAGAGUAUGAUCAGACAUAGAAGUCACUGGAAAUCACAACAGUUAGACAGUAACGUGACCAUGUCAAAAUCUGAAGAUGAAGAAGGCUGGAAAAAAUUUUGUCUGGGUGAAAGGUUAUGUGCUGAAGGGGCUGUUGGACCAGCUACAAGUGAAGGUCCUGGAAUUGAUUAUGUGCAAAUUGGUUUUCCUCCCUUGCUUAGUAUUGUUAGCAGAAUGAAUCAGGCAACAGUAACUAGUGUCUUGGAAUAUCUGAGUAAUUGGUUUGGAGAAAGAGACUUUACUACAGAAUUGGGAAGGUGGCUUUAUGCUUUAUUGGCUUGUCUUGAAAAACCUUUAUUACCUGAGGCUCAUUCACUGAUUUGGCAGCUUGCAAGAAGGUGCUCUGAAGUAAGGCUUUUAGUGGACAGCAAAGAUGAUGAGCGGGUUCCUGCUUUGAAUUUAUUAAUCUGCCUGGUUAGCAGGUAUUUUGGACAACGUGAUUUAGCUGAUGAACCAUCUUGAUGUAGCUGGCCUCUCAGGGAUAGAAGAUACUUGUGAUG
Molecule: messenger RNA, 860 nt
Organism: Zalophus californianus (California sea lion)
Lineage: Eukaryota; Metazoa; Chordata; Mammalia; Carnivora; Otariidae
Product: gem-associated protein 2-like
Exons: 1
Coding region: 16-822 (268 amino acids)
Biological process (GO): spliceosomal snRNP assembly; spliceosomal complex assembly
Cellular component (GO): SMN complex; nucleus; spliceosomal complex
Source: RefSeq, a predicted model, not a curated record